UUGGGACCUCCGGCUGCAGGUCCGCCUGGGCCAGACGCGCGAGCGCAGGCACAGGGUGGGUGGUUGUGGCCGGCCUCCGCAUCCCCGCCGAGCCCCCGACCCUCCCGGCCGCCCCUAGCCUCACCUCGUAGCCAUGCGCCCCCGCUGCCGAGCGCUGUUCCCCGGCGUGGCGCUGCUUUUCGCCGCGGCCGGUCUCGCCUCUGCCUCCGACGUGCUGGAACUCACUGACGACAACUUCGAGAGUCGCAUCUCCGAUACAGGCUCUGCGGGCCUCAUGCUCGUCGAGUUCUUCGCCCCUUGGUGUGGACACUGCAAGAGGCUUGCCCCUGAGUAUGAAGCCGCAGCAACCAGAUUAAAAGGAAUAGUCCCAUUAGCAAAGGUUGAUUGUACUGCCAACACAAACACUUGUAAUAAGUAUGGAGUCAGUGGAUAUCCAACCCUGAAAAUAUUUAGAGAUGGUGAAGAAGCUGGUGCUUACGAUGGGCCUAGGACUGCCG
Molecule: messenger RNA, 497 nt
Organism: Leptonychotes weddellii (Weddell seal)
Lineage: Eukaryota; Metazoa; Chordata; Mammalia; Carnivora; Phocidae
Source: RefSeq, a predicted model, not a curated record